Messenger RNA from Drosophila serrata, 2236 nucleotides. It is a transcript of the gene serp, whose product is annotated as chitin deacetylase-like protein serp. Gene Ontology annotation, biological process: carbohydrate metabolic process. Lineage: Eukaryota; Metazoa; Arthropoda; Insecta; Diptera; Drosophilidae. Gene Ontology annotation, cellular component: extracellular region. The record is from RefSeq and is a predicted model, not a curated record. Gene Ontology annotation, molecular function: hydrolase activity, acting on carbon-nitrogen (but not peptide) bonds; protein binding; chitin binding.
GGUUCGAGAAAUUGUGCGCGGCUUCGUAGCAAACAGUGUAAAUGGAGCUUUGAUAGCGAUCGGAAGGACAAAACUAGCUCUCCGUUGUCCAACGUCCAACGUCAAACGUCAAGUGUUUCUUUCCAAAGACAGUGUGUUGCCAAAAAAAGAAAAACAGAGACUUAAAGCGGUGAAUAUACUAAACAGAUCCCGUGUCGAUCCUACGAUGGCGAAACUAUUUGUGGUUUUCGCCGUUCUGGCUUUGGCGGCCUUUAACGAAGCCAAUGCCAGCGACCCGCUGCUGCGAUACAAGCGACAGGCCACCACCGAGGAGGCCAAGAAGGAGGAGUCCUUCGAGAAGGAGCUCUGCAAGGACAAGGACGCCGGCGAAUGGUUCCGCCUGGUGGCCGGCGAAGGCGACAACUGUCGCGAUGUCAUCCAGUGUACCUCAUCGGGCCUGCAAGCCAUUCGCUGCCCUGCCGGUCUGUACUUCGACAUUGAGAAGCAGACUUGCGACUGGAAGGAGUCGGUGAAGAACUGCAAGUCCAAGAACAAGGAGCGUCGUGUGAAGCCUCUGCUCCACACGGACGAGCCCUUGUGCCAGGAUGGCUUCCUCGCCUGCGGCGAUGGAAACUGCAUUGAGCGCGGUCUCUUCUGCAAUGGUGAUAAGGAUUGCUCAGACGGAUCCGACGAGAACACCUGUGAUAUUGACAACGAUCCCAAUCGCGCCCCGCCCUGCGAUCCCGCCGUGUGCGUCCUGCCUGACUGCUUCUGCUCGGAGGACGGCACUGCCAUUCCCGGCGACCUGCCAGCCAAGGAUGUGCCCAUGAUGAUCACCAUCACCUUCGACGACGCCAUCAACAACAACAACAUUGAGCUGUACAAGGAGAUGUUCAAGAACCGCAAGAACCCCAACGGGUGCGACAUCAAGGCCACCUACUUCAUCUCCCACAAGUACACCAACUACUCGGCGGUGCAGGAGACGGCCCGCAAGGGUCACGAGAUCGCCGUGCACUCGAUCACGCACAACGACGAGGAGCGCUUCUGGUCGAACGCCACCGUCGACGACUGGGCCAAGGAGAUGGCCGGCAUGAGGAUCAUCACCGAGAAGUACGCCAACAUCACGGACAACUCGGUGGUGGGUGUGCGCGCACCCUACUUGCGGGUGGGUGGCAACAACCAGUUCACCAUGAUGGAGGAGCAGGCCUUCCUGUACGAUUCCACCAUCACUGCUCCGCUGUCGAAUCCCCCACUGUGGCCCUACACCAUGUACUUCCGCAUGCCCCACCGCUGCCACGGCAACCUGCAGAGCUGCCCCACGCGCUCCCACGCCGUCUGGGAGAUGGUGAUGAACGAGCUGGAUCGUCGCGAGGAUCCCGCCAAUGACGAGUACCUGCCCGGCUGCGCCAUGGUGGACUCCUGCUCGAACAUCCUGACCGGUGACCAGUUCUACAACUUCCUGAACCACAACUUCGACCGCCACUACGACCAGAACCGUGCCCCCCUGGGCCUGUACUUCCACGCCGCCUGGCUGAAGAACAACCCCGAGUUCCUCGACGCCUUCCUGUACUGGAUCGACGAGAUCCUGGCCAACCACAACGACGUCUACUUCGUGACCAUGACGCAGGUGAUCCAGUGGAUGCAGAACCCGCGCACCAUCAGCGAGGUGAAGAACUUCGAGCCCUGGAGGGAGAAGUGCGUGGUCGAGGGCAAGCCCGCCUGCUGGGUGCCCAACACCUGCAAGCUCACCUCCAAGGAGGUUCCCGGGGAGACCAUCAACCUGCAGACCUGCGUGCGGUGCCCCAAUAACUACCCAUGGGUCAACGAUCCCACUGGCGAUGGUUUCUUCUAAGUCAGCGGUUAGCCCCCACCCAAGCGCACACCCAAUCCCUCAGCCCCAGCCCCAGCCCCCAGUCUCAGUCUCAGUCUCAGCCACACCUCUCACCAAACUGCCAGGUCUAAUCCAACACAACCAAUCGAUCGAUCGACUAUCGAUCCGCAAAUCUGAAUUUUCUGCAAGACUUGGACGAGUAUACUUUUUUUGACUGACUUCGGGACGCCAGGAUAUGACCACCGUCCCUUCGGCAAGUCCUUGCUGUGUUACGGCUACGUUAAUUUACAACAUGAAAAUUCGAAAAGAAACCCACAGAAGAUUUUCAAAACUGCAAGCCACAACAUCCACACUUGUGUUUACGCUCUUUUUGUAGUUUUACGUUAACUUGUAUGUGUAUAUUUAAAUGAUAAAAACGAAAAAAUA